This is a messenger RNA of Hemibagrus wyckioides, 6047 nucleotides long. RefSeq names its product TLE family member 2, transcriptional corepressor b (gene tle2b). The transcript has 20 exons. Gene Ontology annotation, molecular function: transcription corepressor activity; protein binding. The record is from RefSeq and is a predicted model, not a curated record. Gene Ontology annotation, cellular component: transcription regulator complex; nucleus. Gene Ontology annotation, biological process: negative regulation of canonical Wnt signaling pathway; regulation of DNA-templated transcription. Lineage: Eukaryota; Metazoa; Chordata; Actinopteri; Siluriformes; Bagridae. Bases 650 to 2929 code for a protein of 759 amino acids.
GCUGCUGAAAAGCCUGCUGGAUCUUCCAGUGACCUGCUGUUCUUUCCUGCUUUCCUGUGUUUUUUUUUCUCUCCCUCUCCCUCCUCUAGAUUUAGAUUAAAAACAAAGCUCUCCCUCUCUCUCUCUCUCUCUUUCCCAUCCUCAUUUUUUUUUUUUUUUAACUCUCUCCCCCUUUCUUUUACACUCUCAUUCUGGCUGGGGGAAAAAUCCCUUUAGUUUGUCUCUCUGUGUUACAAGAGGAAGUCGCUUGGCUCGAUUCGGAUGGAGGUGUGUGUUUGUUUUUGGACCUUGUUGGUGUGCUUUGAGGAAGGACAGAGAAGGGACAAUUGGAUGUGACUGCGGCUUCAUCAGAGCAGUCAGACUCAUCAGAGCGCGAGAGAGGAGGACAGCUGAGAGUGUGACUUUCACUCCUCUAAGGAGGAAAGGUGGAGAAAAAGUCAGCAGUGGGAGUUUCUGGAAUUAAUUUUGCAUCAGCUCUUGUUGGAUGCACUCAGUUUGUCCAGACUUGCUGAAGCUGAAGCCGGGUUCCCAACUCUGGAUCCUGGGCUCUGUCCCUGCUAAAACCUCUACCUCUCCCCUUUACAGGAGUGCAAAGAGCUGAGGGAGCCCACUAUCCAUCAGACUCCUAACGAGCGUCUCUGCACUGACCAUGUACCCACAGGGUAGACACCCGGUUCCCCUGCAGCCUGGCCAGUCCUUCAAGUUCACUGUGCUGGAGACACUGGACCGGAUUAAAGAGGAGUUCCAGUUCCUCCAAGCACAGUACCACAGUCUGAAGCUGGAGUGCGAGAAGCUGGCCAGUGAGAAGACUGAGAUGCAGAGGCACUACAUCAUGUACUAUGAGAUGUCCUACGGACUGAACAUAGAGAUGCACAAACAGGCAGAGAUUGUAAAACGGCUCAGCGCUAUCUGUGCUCAGAUCAUCCCCUUCCUCUCUCAGGAGCACCAGCAGCAGGUGGUGCAGGCUGUGGAGCGGGCGAAGCAGGUCACCAUGGCAGAGCUCAACGCCAUCAUUGGGCAGCAGCAGCUCCAGCACCUGUCUCACCACACCCCAGGCAUCCCUCUAACCCCCCACCCAUCAGGCCUGGCACUGGGGGGCGCCUCGAGCCUGCUGGCUCUCACUGGGGCGCUCGGCGUCUCUGCUCACUUGAGCAGCAAGGACGAACGCAACCACCUGGAUGCCGAGCAUCUUCGAGAGGGUGCACCCAGCAGGAGUAAGUCUGUGUCAUCAACAGACAGUCAAGCGAUAGAGGAGCGUCAGGGCCCCUCGGGAGUCUUCUCCUCUCACACCAGCAAUGACGCCAAGAGGAGGCGCUGUGACGAUAAAGAUGGCCCAUCACAUUAUGACAGCGAUGGGGAUAAAAGUGAAGACAACCUAGUGGUCGAUGUCUCUAAUGAGGACCCUUCCUCUCCCGUGGGCAGCACCCCCCACUCUCCUCAUGGAAACGGCUUAGACAGAGCGCCGACGCUGAGGAAGGAGCUCCCCAGAUCCCCGAGUCUCCCUCCUGCCCCCUCACCUCCAGAUCACAGCCCCGCUCCAGGCAAGAGCAAGGACCCUGCACAGUCAGAGAAAUGCCAGUCUCCAUCUUCCAAGUCGGGCAGUAGUUCCCCUUCUCACUGCGAGUCCCUCACCCCCGGACCCAGCACCUCCUGUCUACGGCUGGUCACUAAGCCUGUGUCCUCAGCAGAUCCUAUGGCAGCUUUGCGUAGUCCUCUGUCCAUGACCUCAGCUUCUUACCCAGCUCAUUUUGGUGUCGUGUCUCACACUGGACUGAAUGGAGAGCUGGCCAGUCCAGGCAGCUUUGGUGGCUCAAUCACUCUCUCACCCCAGAUCAGUACUGCAGCUAGUGCCUACACACGCAGCCCCAUGGUGGCGUAUGAAUCACGCUCUCACCUCAGGCCCUCAGGGCUGUCCUCCUCUCUGCCUGGCUCCAGUGGGGGCAAGCCCGCAUACUCGUUCCACGUGAGUGCAGAUGGACAGAUGCAGCCUGUGCCCUUCCCUCCUGAUGCUCUCCUGGGUCCCGGCAUCCCGCGUCACGCCCGCCAGAUCCACACACUCAGCCAUGGAGAGGUGGUGUGUGCCGUCACCAUCAGCACCUCCACACGCCACGUCUACACUGGUGGCAAAGGCUGUGUCAAAGUGUGGGAUAUCAGCCAGCCAGGCAGUAAGACCCCCAUGGCCCAACUCGACUGUCUGAACAGAGACAACUACAUCCGCUCAUGUAAGCUCCUCCCAGAUGGGAGAACUUUGAUAGUUGGAGGUGAAGCCAGCACUCUGUCUAUCUGGGACUUGGCCACGCCCACUCCUCGCAUCAAGGCGGAGUUGACCUCCUCUGCUCCAGCGUGUUACGCUCUGGCCAUCAGUCCAGACAACAAGGUCUGUUUCUCCUGCUGCAGUGACGGCAACAUCGUGGUGUGGGACCUUCACAACCAGACCCUCGUCAGGCAGUUCCAGGGCCACACUGAUGGAGCCAGCUGCAUCGACAUCUCCAACGACGGGACCAAACUGUGGACCGGGGGACUGGACAACACGGUGCGCUGCUGGGACCUGAGAGAGGGCCGACAGCUCCAGCAGCACGACUUCACCUCUCAGAUCUUCUCCCUGGGCUACUGUCCUACAGGAGAGUGGCUGGCAGUGGGGAUGGAGAGCAGUAAUGUGGAAGUGCUGCAUGUCUCCAAACCCGACAAAUACCAGCUGCACCUUCAUGAGAGCUGUGUGCUGUCACUCAAGUUCGCCUACUGCGGUAAAUGGUUUGUGAGCACAGGAAAAGACAAUCUGUUAAACGCAUGGAGAACGCCGUAUGGAGCCAGCAUCUUCCAGUCCAAGGAGUCCUCAUCCGUCCUGAGCUGUGACGUCUCCCCAGACGAUAAGUAUAUAGUCACUGGCUCUGGAGAUAAGAAAGCCACUGUGUACGAGGUGGUCUACUGAGCACAUGAAAGAGGAGAGAGAGAGAGAUGGAUGGAUGGAUGGAUGGAUGGAUGGAUGGAUGGAAGGAAGAAUGAGUUGAAAGAAAAGCACUUAACAGCUUCUGGCAGCUGUGGUGGGCAACCAUGGGUGCUCUUUCCAAACGUUAUUCCCCUGCUUCGUCUUUCAAGUACCAUUAAACCCCAUCCCCAUCGUCGCUCCAUCCCCCGAUAAGUAGGAAGGAAAGAGAGAAGAAAAGAGAGAGAUGCAGAAAGAAUAAACAGAGGGAGUAUAAUUAGCACAGUGUCUAGAUGAAACGCCCAGCGGCGAGGAGAAAGCUCACAGGAGACGAGGUAAGCACUUAGGGAGCAGCAGCUCAUACAAACACAGAUAGCAGACAAUCAAUACAUCACUGUAAAAAAAACCACUGUAAUGAGCCCAAAUGCAACAGACCUCGUUUCACAAGACCUCAGAGAGCAGAACAACCAGACUGCAGUGUAACGCUGGCUCUGGCGUGAGAAACCUGCUUCAGUAUGUCUGCACCACUCCAGUUAAAUAUGCAUACGGCAAAUCCCAACUGAAUUCUGCAUCACGCGUUUCCGUCUCCUGUGAGAGACUCCCCAGAGACACUAAUGAGGAGCAGCUGGACCUCUCAGUGGGUUCCAUGUUGAAAACAUUAAACAACAGCAUUUUCCAUUUUAAUUCCGGAGAGCGGCUAUAUACGCAGAACUCUAACGCAUGCAUGAGCUGAGCAAAAGAUUGAUCAUGUGCUCUGGAAAUCUCCUGAACCAGAACUACGAUUCUGUGUUUAUGUUUCCGCUAUACUGCAGGAUCCGUGGCCAUUUGGAGUUAAGUAACAGAAGUGACGCAAACUGUGGAGCUGACAUUUUAAAAGCUGACAAACAUAUAGGGCAUGCCACAAAAAGCGUGUACAAAACUGCAAAAGCAACUGCGCAGUGGAAACGAGCCUCUGUUAUGGUCAUGAUGUCAUAGCUAUAGCUUUUUAGCUGUUUUUCUGUAAAUGCCAAGCAAGAUGGUGAGUUAUUCUGUGAAGCUUGACCAGUCAGUAAUGCUAAGAAUCACAACUAGGGAUUGAAUAAUUAGACAAAUCAGAUCAUAAUGUGUUAGCAAGAUGAUUUGCCCUUAAAUAUUAACUUCUAAGGAUAAGUUGGUCACAGCUGGUUAAGAAGUUCGUGAGUUUGAAUCCCAGGACCACCAAGCUGCCACUGCUGGGUCUCUGAGCAAGGCCUCUAACCCUCAAUUGCUUGGGAGGUUGGGGUCAGAGUGCAGGGUCAGCCAUGAUGCAGCACCCUGGAGCAGGGUGGGUUGGGAGACUUGCUCAAGGGCCCAAUGGUGGCAGCUCGGCAGUGCUGGGGCUUGAACCCCAAGCUUCCAGUCAACGACCCAGAGCCUUAACCGCUUAAGCUACCACCGCUUGCGGCCAUACCGCUCUGAGAACCCCCAAUCUUGUAUAAAAAGGUAAGUAGCUCUGGAUAAGCAGGUUUGCCAAAUGCCAGAAAUGUAAACAAAGUCAUAUCAUAUCAUGUGGAAGCUUGAGGUUUACGCCUCUAAUCACUACCUCAUGAUCUGCAGAUAAGUAUCACACUGAAGCAGGAACUAAAACAGUUUGCCCAGAGUUUAGCCUCAAAUUCUUUCUGGCUCCUCAUGAUGUACAUGCAGCUAGAAUUCCUGAAAAAGUUGUUUCACGAGUCUUAUUCUUCAUUUCCGAUUUUUUUUGCCACCUCACAGCUCCAGGGUCCUGGGUUCGAUCCUGAGUCCAGGCGUCUGUCUAUACUGAGUUAUACAUGCUGUCCCCACACAUACCUGUGUGUAUGAAUAUGUGUGUGCAGAGCAUAUUUAUGGGCUGUGAAUAUUCCCACCUCACACCCAGUGUUCCCAGUAUAGGCUCUGAAUCCACAGCAGUUAAUGAACCCGAGUGAAUGAUAAGACCAGUCUCUCUGGCUUGAUGCUUUACAUUCAUGUUUGUAUGUUUGUGAUCUGUCACUAGUGUGAACACGCCUCUGCCCUGAAAUGAGCACUUUUCCAAAUCAGUAAAUCACAUACACAUCAACAAUGGCAAAAAAUAAACAAAUCGCAAUCCAUCAUUUCAGUAGCUGUGAAAUGGACGAGCUGGCAGCAGAGUCUAAUUAGAUAGAUGAUUUGCGCUAAAGGUCAGCCUUCAGCUGAUCAGCUGCGAGAAGGCAAAAAAAAAAGGGCAGAAGCUGGUUUUGCAGCUUUCACUGGCACGGAAAGAGACAGCAGUGAUAUAUGCAUGCAGAGUGCUGUAAUAUAAAAAGACGCGAUCUGACUGGUGUCAUUACAGCUGCAGACCUUGUAUCAGAUCCCAGACGUGAAAGUCACUGAAAUCAGAAAUACAAAAAGCCAGAAAUGUCACAUAUAACAUUUCUAACGAUAUUCUAUCAUAAUAAUAAUCAUCCCUGCAGCCAAAUUUAGAUUCAUUUUCUUCCUAAGAGGCCCUGUGAUACACCCCUGCUGUAUCCCUUUAUCUUAAAGAGCACUGGUUGCCCACCCAACCUGUGAUGUCUGAAAGCAAUCCUCACCCUGCUGGGGGAAAAAGAUUGUGUGCUUUUAAUUUGCUAAACAUGUUUCUAAGCUUCGUUUUUUUUUUUCCACAUUUAUCUGAUCUGGGAAUCAGAAGACCUGUCUUGGAAUCUGAAAUAAUCUUUUGCUUGCUACUUUUACAAACACAAAAAGAACUGUAAGAUUUUUUUUUUUUUGUAAUGAAAAUAAGUAAUAGUGCUGCAACAGUGUUUUGUUUUCUGUUUAAUGUUAUGCAUAUGGUGUAUUUGCUCCUUUCUAUAAAUGGCUGAGAUGACGGCUGCCCAAAGAUGUUGGGAUUUUAGUCUUGCGCAAUCCAGACCAUCUCCACCGCCUUCAUCACAUCUUACCUGUAACGGGAAUUCCAUCCCAUCUGAUCAUGCUAUGGGAAUAUCUGUAUCUAAUGCUGCCUAAGGCUUUGUUUCUAUACUGAAAACAGUGUACAGUGUCCAGCAAUCUCACGCUGAAGCCAAGGACUUUUUUUUUCCACAAAGGCACAGUUGUGAUAUCCUUCUGUAGCACUUCAUAUGAGUUGUAUCAGACAUGCAUAUAAAGACAAUUAAACUUGUGGUCAUCUUUUGAA